Penaeus monodon (black tiger shrimp) is the source of this 912-nucleotide messenger RNA. Its product is annotated as early nodulin-75-like. NCBI's taxonomy places the organism in Eukaryota, Metazoa, Arthropoda, Malacostraca, Decapoda, Penaeidae. The transcript is spliced from 2 exons. The record is from RefSeq and is a predicted model, not a curated record. The coding region runs from base 1 to 912 and encodes 303 amino acids.
AUGCACAUCCGCAAAUUCCGAGCAUUUCGCAAACACAGAUGCACAGGAUAUCCUGAAGCUGACACUUGCAGCCGGGCCUCCCUACAGCCUCCGCACAGCCUUUACACAGCCUCCGCACAGCCUUUACACAGCCUCCGCACAGCCUUUACACAGCCUCCCUACAGCCGCCGCACAGCCUUUACACAGCCUCCCUACAGCCUCCGCACAGCCUUUACACAGCCUUUACACAGCCUCCGCACAGCCUUUACACAGCCUCCCUACAGCCUCCGCACAGCCUUUACACAGCCUCCGCACAGCCUUUACACAGCCUCCCUACAGCCUCCGCAUAGCCUUUACACAGCCUCCGCACAGCCUUUACACAGCCUCCGCACAGCCUCCGCACAGCCUUUACACAGCCUUUACACAGCCUCCGCACAGCCUUUACACAGCCUCCCUACAGCCUCCGCACAGCCUUUACAUAGCCUCCGCACAGCCUUUACACAGCCUCCCUUCAGCCUCCGCACAGCCUUUACACAGCCUCCCUACAGCCUCCGCACAGCCUUUACACAGCCUCCCUACAGCCUCCGCACAGCCUUUACACAGCCUCCCUACAGCCUCCGCACAGCCUUUACACAGCCUCCCUACAGCCUCCGCACAGCCUUUACACAGCCUCCGCACAGCCUUUACGCAGCCUCCCUACAGCCUCCGCACAGCCUUUACACAGCCUUUACACAGCCUUUACACAGCCUCCGCACAGCCUUUACGCAGCCUCCCUACAGCCUCCGCACAGCCUUUACACAGCCUCCGCCCAGCCUUUACACAGCCUCCGCACAGCCUUUACACAGCCUCCCUACAGCCUCCGCACAGCCUUUACACAGCCUCCGCACAGCCUUGGCAAAGCCUCAAGCGCGACGUCGUCCUCCCGACAGUUAA